Messenger RNA from Nycticebus coucang (slow loris), 5212 nucleotides. It is a transcript of the gene MINK1, whose product is annotated as misshapen like kinase 1. Gene Ontology annotation, biological process: protein phosphorylation. Gene Ontology annotation, molecular function: ATP binding; protein kinase activity. The transcript has 33 exons. Lineage: Eukaryota; Metazoa; Chordata; Mammalia; Primates; Lorisidae. The record is from RefSeq and is a predicted model, not a curated record. Bases 214 to 4452 code for a protein of 1412 amino acids.
AGUGGGGAGGCUCGGGUUGCAGGCUCUGGGGCGAUAUAGCUCCUGUCAGUGGGUGGGUCGGUCCUUCCGCCGGCCCUCCCCUCCCCGGUCUCCGGGGGAGGCGCGGUGGAGUCCCCCCCAGGGCCCCCAGAUGGGGGAGAAGCGGCGACGGCGGCAGUGGAAUAAUCGAGCCGGAGCGUGAGCGGCCCCGGGGCUCAGUUCCCCGCGGAGGCCAUGGGCGACCCAGCCCCCGCCCGCAGCCUGGACGACAUCGACCUGUCCGCCCUGCGGGACCCUGCUGGAAUCUUUGAGCUGGUGGAAGUGGUCGGCAAUGGAACCUACGGACAGGUGUACAAGGGUCGGCAUGUCAAGACUGGGCAGCUGGCUGCCAUCAAGGUCAUGGAUGUCACAGAGGAUGAGGAGGAAGAGAUCAAGCAGGAGAUCAACAUGUUGAAAAAGUAUUCUCACCAUCGAAACAUUGCCACCUACUAUGGAGCCUUCAUCAAGAAGAGUCCCCCUGGAAACGACGAUCAGCUCUGGCUGGUGAUGGAAUUCUGUGGUGCUGGUUCAGUGACCGACCUGGUAAAGAACACAAAGGGUAACGCUCUGAAAGAGGACUGCAUCGCCUACAUCUGCAGGGAGAUUCUCAGGGGUCUGGCCCAUCUCCAUGCCCACAAGGUGAUCCAUCGAGACAUUAAGGGGCAGAAUGUGCUGCUGACAGAGAAUGCUGAGGUCAAGCUAGUGGAUUUUGGGGUGAGUGCUCAGCUGGACCGCACGGUGGGCAGGCGAAACACUUUCAUUGGGACUCCCUACUGGAUGGCCCCAGAAGUCAUCGCCUGUGAUGAGAACCCUGACGCCACUUACGAUUAUAGGAGUGACAUUUGGUCUCUGGGAAUCACAGCCAUCGAGAUGGCAGAGGGAGCCCCCCCUCUGUGUGACAUGCACCCCAUGCGAGCCCUCUUCCUCAUCCCUCGGAAUCCUCCACCCAGGCUCAAGUCCAAGAAAUGGUCUAAGAAGUUCAUUGACUUCAUCGACACAUGUCUCAUCAAGACUUACUUGAGCCGCCCACCUACAGAACAGUUACUGAAGUUUCCCUUCAUCCGAGACCAGCCCACGGAGCGGCAGGUCCGCAUCCAGCUCAAGGACCACAUCGACCGGUCCCGGAAGAAACGGGGUGAGAAAGAGGAGACAGAAUACGAGUACAGCGGCAGUGAGGAAGAAGACGACAGCCACGGAGAGGAAGGAGAGCCAAGCUCCAUCAUGAACGUGCCUGGCGAGUCCACACUACGCCGGGAGUUUCUCCGGCUUCAGCAGGAGAAUAAGAGCAACUCAGAGGCUUUAAAGCAGCAGCAGCAGCUGCAGCAGCAGCAACAGCGAGAUCCUGAGGCACACAUCAAGCACCUGCUACACCAGCGGCAGCGACGCAUAGAGGAGCAGAAGGAGGAGCGGCGGCGUGUUGAGGAGCAACAGCGGCGGGAGCGGGAGCAGCGGAAGCUGCAGGAAAAGGAGCAGCAGCGGCGGCUGGAGGACAUGCAGGCGUUGCGGCGGGAGGAGGAGCGGCGGCAGGCGGAGCGAGAGCAGGAAUAUAUCCGUCACAGGCUAGAGGAGGAGCAGCGACAGCUCGAGAUCCUUCAGCAACAGCUGCUCCAGGAACAGGCCCUGCUGCUGGAAUACAAGCGGAAGCAGCUGGAGGAGCAGCGGCAGUCAGAACGUCUCCAGAGGCAACUGCAGCAGGAGCACGCCUACCUCAAGUCCCUGCAGCAGCAGCAACAGCAGCAGCAGCAGCUUCAGAAACAGCAGCAGCAGCAGAUCCUGCCUGGGGAGAGGAAGCCCCUGUAUCAUUAUGGUCGGGGCAUUAAUCCCGCUGACAAGCCAGCCUGGGCUCGAGAGGUAGAAGAGAGAACAAGGAUGAACAAGCAGCAGAACUCUCCCUUGGCCAAGACCAAGCCAAGCAGCACAGGGCCUGAGCCCUCCAUCCCCCAGGCCUCCCCUGGACCCCCAGGACCUCUUUCUCAAACUCCUCCUAUGCAGAGGCCGGUGGAGCCCCAGGAGGGACCACACAAGAGCCUGGUAGCACACCGGGUCCCACUGAAGCCAUAUGCAGCACCUGUACCCCGAUCCCAGUCCCUGCAGGACCAGCCCACCCGAAACCUGGCUGCCUUCCCAGCCUCUCACGACCCUGAUCCUGCCAUCCCCACACCCGCUGCCACGCCCAGUGCCCGGGGAGCUGUCAUCCGCCAGAAUUCAGACCCCACCUCUGAAGGGCCUGGCCCCAGCCCCAACCCCCCAGCCUGGGUCCGGCCAGACAACGAGGCCCCACCCAAGGUGCCUCAGAGGACCUCAUCUAUCGCCACUGCCCUUAACACCAGUGGGGCCGGAGGGUCCCGGCCAGCCCAGGCUGUCCGAGCAAGACCUCGCAGCAACUCCGCCUGGCAAAUCUAUCUGCAAAGGCGGGCAGAGCGGGGCACCCCCAAGUCUCCAGGGCCCCCUGCUCAGCCCCCUGGCCCGCCCAACGCCUCUAGUAACCCCGACCUCAGGAGGAGCGACCCUGGCUGGGAGCGCUCAGACAGUGUCCUCCCGGCCUCUCAUGGGCACCUUCCUCAGGCUGGCUCACUGGAGCGAAACCGUGUGGGAGCCUCCUCCAAACUGGAUAGCUCCCCAGUACUCUCCCCUGGGAACAAAGCCAAGCCUGAUGACCACCGCUCCCGGCCAGGCCGGCCCGCAAGCUAUAAGCGAGCAAUCGGUGAGGUUAGUGAGGUGGGGCCUGCUUGUGGGAGCCCUCUCCUGCUACCCUGCCCGGUCUCCUCUCCUCCUCUGUACCACCCCGCCAGAGCCCAUCUUCUGCCCUUCCCUCAUACAUCUCUUCCCUUGCAGGAUUUCGUGUUACUGAAAGAGCGGACUCUGGAUGAAGCCCCUCGGCCUCCCAAGAAGGCCAUGGACUAUUCAUCAUCCAGUGAGGAAGUGGAAAGCAGUGAAGAGGAUGAGGAGGAAGGUGAUGGCGAGCCAUCAGAGGGGAGCAGAGACACCCCAGGGGGCCGCAGUGAUGGAGACACAGACAGCGUCAGCACCAUGGUGGUCCAUGACGUUGAGGAAAUCCCUGGGACCCAGCCCCCAUAUGGGGGCGGCACCAUGGUGGUCCAGCGUACCCCUGAAGAGGAGCGGAGCUUGCUGCAUGCUGACAGCAACGGUUACCCAAACCUGCCUGAUGUGGUCCAGCCCAGCCACUCACCUACUGAAAACAGCAAAGGUCAAAGCCCACCUUUGAAGGAUGGAGGAAAUGAUUACCAAUCUCGUGGGCUAGUAAAAGCCCCUGGCAAGAGCUCGUUCACGAUGUUUGUGGAUCUAGGGAUCUACCAGCCUGGAGGCAGUGGGGACACCAUCCCCAUCACAGCCCUAGUGGGUGGAGAGGGUACUCGACUUGAUCAGCUACAGUACGACGUGAGGAAGGGCUCUGUGGUCAAUGUGAACCCCACCAACACCCGGGCCCACAGUGAAACUCCUGAGAUUCGCAAGUACAAGAAACGAUUCAAUUCUGAGAUCCUCUGUGCAGCCCUUUGGGGGGUCAACCUGCUGGUGGGCACGGAGAAUGGGCUGAUGCUGCUAGACCGAAGCGGGCAGGGAAAGGUAUAUGGACUCAUUGGGCGGCGACGCUUCCAGCAAAUGGAUGUGCUGGAGGGGCUCAACCUGCUCAUAACCAUCUCAGGGAAAAGGAAUAAACUGCGGGUGUAUUACCUGUCGUGGCUCCGAAACAAGAUUCUGCACAAUGACCCAGAAGUGGAGAAGAAGCAGGGCUGGACGACUGUGGGGGACAUGGAAGGCUGUGGGCACUACCGAGUUGUGAAAUAUGAGCGUAUUAAGUUCCUGGUCAUUGCCCUGAAGAACUCUGUGGAGGUAUAUGCCUGGGCCCCCAAACCCUACCACAAAUUCAUGGCCUUCAAGUCCUUCGCUGACCUUCCUCACCGCCCUCUGCUGGUUGACCUGACCGUAGAGGAGGGACAGCGUCUCAAGGUCAUUUAUGGCUCCAGUGCUGGCUUCCAUGCUGUGGAUGUCGACUCGGGGAACAGCUAUGACAUCUAUAUCCCUGUGCAUAUCCAGAGCCAGAUCACGCCCCAUGCCAUCAUUUUCCUCCCCAAUACUGAUGGCAUGGAGAUGCUGCUGUGCUAUGAAGACGAGGGGGUCUAUGUCAACACAUAUGGGCGGAUCAUCAAAGAUGUGGUGUUGCAGUGGGGAGAGAUGCCCACCUCUGUGGCCUACAUCUGCUCCAACCAGAUCAUGGGCUGGGGUGAGAAAGCCAUUGAGAUCCGCUCUGUGGAGACAGGCCACCUGGAUGGGGUCUUCAUGCACAAACGAGCCCAGAGGCUCAAGUUCCUGUGUGAGCGGAAUGACAAGGUCUUUUUUGCCUCAGUCCGCUCCGGGGGCAGCAGCCAAGUUUACUUCAUGACUCUGAACCGUAACUGCAUCAUGAACUGGUGACAGGGCCCUGGGCUGGGGCUGUCCCACGCUGGACCCAGCUCUUCCCCCAACAGCCAGACUUCCCAGGCCUCUCCUUUUUCCCCCCUCCCUGGGCUUUUGCUUUUACUGGUUUGAUUCACUGGAGCCUGCUGGGAACAUGACCUCUGACCCCCAAUGCUUUUGUGAUCACGUGACCAUCCUCUCCCCAACAUAUUCUUUCCCCAAAACUGUGCCCCUCUCCAACUUCUGGGGAGGGACACAGCUUCCCCUUACCAGGAAUCAAAUGGGCCUAGCCCCACCUCCCUUUUCUCCACUUCAGAGGAAAGUGCUGGGGUUUGGACCCCUUAACCCACUGCUGCUGACUGGGCAGGGCCCUGGACCCCUUAAUUUGCACGUCAGGGGAGCCGGCUCCCCCCUUGAAUGUACCAGACCCUGGGGGGGGUCACUGGGCCCUAGGUUUUUGGGGGGUCACCAGCCACUCCAGGGGCAGGGACCAUUUCUUUAUUUUCUGAAAGCACUUUAAUGAUUCUCCUCCCCCCAAACCCCAGGGAAUGGAGGAGGGACCCCGCCAACCAAAACAUUCCCCCUUCCCAAACCAGAUCCCCUCUAUUGGCCUCUGCCCCUCCUUGGAGUGAGGGAGUAGGAUGCUCUCCCCUCCAGCCCCCCUUGCUUGCAUCUGUACAUAGUGUGAGCAGCAAGUAGCCCUUUUCCUCCUCCCUCCCCCUUCCUCAAUGUAGUGGCCUUGGAUAUCCCGUUUGUUAAUAAAGACAAUUCAACCAGC